GUCGUCUCACUGGACCAGCUCCCUGCAGUCCGUCAACCCUGAUCAAUCCUACGCUUUUUGCCAUCAUUCUCGUGGAAUUCUCGCAAUUCUCACAAUCCGACAUGACCGGUCCCGAGGAAGAAACCGUCAACGGCCACGACAAUGGCCACAUCAGAAAACCCUCCCAAGAAGCCUUCGUCGACAGCAACGUCGCCAUCGCUCCUAAUGAUCCAGAGGAGGUGCCUGCACUGCUAAAGAGGAUCUCCCUGCACGGAGAGGCGUAUCUCACUGAGAACGACGAGCUGGAACGGACAAGGAUCUUAGACUCGGCCCGAGCCUUGGUGUAUGCGUUGGAAACGCCGCGCGAGGCCAUGAUCCGACACUGCUGGUCACAGAGCACACUCUAUGCAGCGAUCGAGAUAGCAGUGAACUUAGACCUCUUCACGGCGCUGUCGCGGGACGAGACGCCCAAGUCUGCCGCCGAGCUUGCCCUGGCGACGGGGUCCAAUCCGGGGGUACUUGCACGGAUCCUCAAGCAUCUCACCGCGAUGGGCGUCAUCAAAGAAACCGGACCAGACGAGUACCGCCGGACCGGAUUCUCCAUCGCCAUGCAGUCGCCUCGUUACAGCGACGCCUACCCCUGCAUGACCGGCUGCAUCACCGCAGGCGUCCUCGCCCUCCCUGCGCAGCUCAAAGCAACCAACUACGCGCCGCCAGUCGACAGCACAGCGUGCGCCUUCCAGCGCGGCUUCGACACCGAGCUGCACUUCUUCGACUUGCUGAAGCAGCACCCGCAACACGCCCGCGAAUUCAACAACCACAUGUCAGCCUAUCACCAGGGGCGUCCUAGCUGGAUGGACCUGGGGUUCUACCCGGUGCACACUCUUGUCGAAGUUUCACCCCCAGUCACUGCCGAUGACGUCCUGCUGGUCGACAUCGGCGGCGGGAUGGGCCACGACCUCGUCGAAUUCCACCGGAAGUGGCCUGACCUUUCGGGACGGCUGAUCGUACAAGACCUCCCGGCUGUUGUGGCGCAGGCGCGGGAGUUGAAUCUUAAUCCGAAGAUUGAGUUGAUGGAGUAUGAUUUCUUCGAGGAGCAGGUUAUUAAAGGGGCAAGAGCAUACUACCUCCACUCCGUCCUCCACGACUGGCCCGACACAUCCUGCCGCUUGAUCCUCCAGCACCUCGUGCCCGCCCUGCGCAAGGGGUAUAGUAAACUCCUCAUCAACGAGAACGUCAUCCCAAGCACAAACGCAUACUGGGAGACCACCAGCCUCGACCUCAUUAUGAUGGCGGACUUUGCGUCGACGGAGCGUACGGAGGCGCAGUGGCGGGCGCUGGUCGAGUCGGUGGAUGGGUUGAGAAUCGUAAAGAUUUGGACGGCAAGGAGAGGGGUGGAGUCUUUGAUUGAAUGUGAGGUUUUUUGAAUUCUGUCAUGGACUAUCCUUGGUUG
Messenger RNA from Aspergillus saccharolyticus JOP 1030-1, 1432 nucleotides. RefSeq names its product o-methyltransferase. The transcript is spliced from 5 exons. The coding region runs from base 102 to 1406 and encodes 434 amino acids. The record is from RefSeq and is a predicted model, not a curated record. Gene Ontology annotation, molecular function: O-methyltransferase activity. NCBI's taxonomy places the organism in Eukaryota, Fungi, Ascomycota, Eurotiomycetes, Eurotiales, Aspergillaceae.